AGCCCUCCACCCUAGGCACUUCCCCUUCCCGCUUCCAAAUACCCAACUCGGUUGUUGACUUUCACCACCGCCAUUGCACCGACAGCUUCACGUAACGGAGGUUCGCCAUAGCUCCCGAGCGGCAAUUGGUGCUUGCUGACUGAUUUUUUUGCCCUGCCUGGCAGGUAUUAAGGAUCUAUCGAUCCGCUACAUAAUCACUCCCUCAUACGCGAUCUCGUAUCUAGUGCUAGGGAUGAAGUUUUCUCCAUUCCUCCUCGUGCUGCUCCGCAGCUCUCGAGCCCUGGGAUCCGAGUUGCAAAAGCAUCUCGAGGCCGACGCACCGCCCUACCGCGACGACCUCGUAUCCCUCCACAAAUCCCUCGUCGAUAUCGCCUCUAUCAGCGGUGAGGAGAACGAGGUCGGUAACUUCCUCGUCGACUAUCUCACCGCCCGCAACUUCGUGGUCCAGCUUGAGUUCGUGCCUCCGCUGGCCGGCGAGCCCAACGGCACCAGCAAACCCCGCUUUAACGUCCUCGCCUGGCCCGGGCCGGACCGCCACCCGUCGCCGAAGGUCCUCGUCACAAGCCACAUCGACGUUGUUCCACCCUACAUCCCGUACUCGCGCUCGGGCGCCCCCGACGAUCCGCUGACGAGGGACACCGUGUUCGCGGGCCGCGGCAGCGUCGACGCGAAGGCCAGCGUGGCGGCGCAGAUUACGGCGCUGCGGGCCCUCGUCGACGGCGGCGCCGUCGCCCCGAGCGACGCGAUGCUGCUGUACGUGGUGGGCGAGGAGCGCUCCGGCGACGGGAUGCGGUACUUCUCGGAGACGCGGGGGUCGCUGUCGCCGCCGCCGGACUUCGGCGCGGCCAUCUUCGGCGAGCCGACCGAGGGCCAGCUCGCCUGCGGCCACAAGGGUAUCUUCGCGUGCGACAUCACGGCGCGCGGCCGCGCCGGCCACAGCGGCUACCCCUGGCUCGGCCGCAGCGCCAUCGAGGUCCUGGUGCGCGCGCUCGUGAAGGUGCUCGACGCCGACCUCGGCAGCAGCGACGACUUCGGCAACACCACCGUCAACGUCGGCGUCAUCGAGGGCGGCGUCGCGCUCAACGUCAUCCCCGAGAGGGCCGUCGCGCGCAUCGCCGCCCGCGUCGCGAUCGGCCCCGAGCUCGGCGGCGGCGCCAUCGCGGCUAGCCGCUUGCAGGAGAUCCUGCGGGGCGUCGACCCGGACGCGUUCGACGCCGACUGCAAUACCGGGUACGGCGUGGUCGCGUGCGACUGCGAAGUCGAGGGUUUCGAGACGACCAUCGUCAACUACGGGACCGACGUGCCCAAUCUGAAGGGCAACCACACGCGAUACCUGUAUGGCCCGGGGAGCAUUCUGGUUGCACACGGUGCGGAUGAGGCGAUCACGCUCGGAGAACUGGAAGACGCGGUGGAAGGCUAUAAGAAACUGAUCCUGCACGCGAUUGGGAGCUAAAUCGCCCUCUUACGGACGGACGCUGGAGACGCGAAAAGGCACCUUUAUGAUUCUUUGCUUUUGCCGCUAACUCGCACACUCGAUAGGAUAUACCCCAUA
Durotheca rogersii is the source of this 1552-nucleotide messenger RNA. RefSeq names its product Zn-dependent exopeptidase. Gene Ontology annotation, molecular function: hydrolase activity. The coding region runs from base 233 to 1453 and encodes 406 amino acids. Lineage: Eukaryota; Fungi; Ascomycota; Sordariomycetes; Xylariales; Xylariaceae. The transcript is spliced from 2 exons. The record is from RefSeq and is a predicted model, not a curated record.